Molecule: messenger RNA, 264 nt
Organism: Cladophialophora immunda
Lineage: Eukaryota; Fungi; Ascomycota; Eurotiomycetes; Chaetothyriales; Herpotrichiellaceae
Exons: 1
Coding region: 1-264 (87 amino acids)
Source: RefSeq, a predicted model, not a curated record
AUGGGCGAGCCCGCCGCAGGCUGUAAUACAUUGAAUUUAGCAGUGGACCAAAAGAUUGGUGUAAAUCGAAGCCUCGAGUCACGGAGCUGUGCCGAAGCGCAAUACAUCGUCUCUCGGGAUCACGUCCACAAGAAACGUCCAAUCCGUAUUAUCUGUAUCGGUGUGGGUAUCGCAGGAAUUGCGGCCGCAAAUAAGUAUAAGCGACGACUCAGUGAGGUCGUGUUCAAGAUUGACGAGAAGAGCCACGAGGUGGGUGGUACCUAG